Linum tenue is the source of this 192-nucleotide messenger RNA. The record is from the annotation of a GenBank genome assembly. NCBI's taxonomy places the organism in Eukaryota, Viridiplantae, Streptophyta, Magnoliopsida, Malpighiales, Linaceae.
GCCCGAAUUUCAUAUACGAGCUUCCUGCAGCGAGGGGAUAUAAGGACGGUCUCGGAUUUUAAUUCGGGGUUCGUUCGUGAAAUUGACGUUUUAGUACGGGAGGCUAGAACCGGUGUUUGAACGACCAGAACUGAUCAUCACCAGCAACAGCAGUAGAUAGGUGUAUAGGUGGGAGUUGAGCAAGAGUUGAAG